CCACACUGAUUGUUAUCCAAAACGUGCGCUGGCAAACAAAAUAAAUAACACGCAUACACAAAACAGACGCCAGGAUACAAUAACAACAAACUACUCACACGCCCACACAAAUCUAGCAUAAUUCAAUUGCAUUUCUUGGAAUUGUAAGAAGAAGAACAACGGCAAUCAUGAGUAUGAGCGACGACGAUAGAGAUAUUGACAUCGAGAGUGACGACGAUGGAGACUCUGAUAACGGCCUUGGAUCCUCGCGACACACCAGCACUGCUAAUUUUACGCCGGCCGAAAAACGAGCACACCACAAUGCGUUGGAGCGUCGUCGAAGAGAUCACAUUAAAGAGAGUUUUAGCAACCUGCGCGAAGCAGUGCCCACGCUAAAAGGCGAAAAGGCAAGUCGUGCUCAAAUACUCAAAAAGACCACCGAAUGCAUUCAAACGCUGCGACGCAAAAUCACUGAGAAUAAAAAGGACAUCGAGGAAAUUAAGGAACAGAAUAGGAUACUAGAUGAACAAAUACGACGCCUGGAGGGCAACGGGUCCAAUGGCAGCGAUUUCUUGAGCGGCGAUGAUGACCUUAGCAACGAUGUGGAGGAUGCUCUGGAGCAGUCCGAGUUCAGUCGACGAAGUAAAAAGAUGAAGACCUUUCACGCAUAGCCCAUAAAGAGCUACGCCGCACUUUGUCAGGUUUACGCUAGCAUCGUAAACGAAUCAAAGCAUAAAUUCUAAUGCCUGGGCAUUAAGAGAAACAGUCUACCCCAUAAGUUUGACCUUUACGCCCAACCAAUACCUUAAUGUGUGUGUCUGUCGGUGUAUGCGCUGGAGUGUGCGUGGGUGUGUGGAUGUCAUUUUGUACUCUCAUACUAAUACAAGAUUUGUAUCUAAAGAAUUAGUUAAGUGAAACAGAAGUGGAAUCAUUUGUAAAUUUGGUAAAUGAAGUCUAUUAAACAAUGAACCAAUCUAUCUACAAUGUA
Molecule: messenger RNA, 967 nt
Organism: Drosophila mojavensis
Lineage: Eukaryota; Metazoa; Arthropoda; Insecta; Diptera; Drosophilidae
Gene: Max
Product: protein max
Exons: 5
Coding region: 168-650 (160 amino acids)
Biological process (GO): positive regulation of transcription by RNA polymerase II
Cellular component (GO): RNA polymerase II transcription regulator complex
Molecular function (GO): protein dimerization activity; DNA-binding transcription factor activity
Source: RefSeq, a predicted model, not a curated record